AUGACCCCCAGGGGCAGACGUCGAGCUGACGCCCACGAGAUCGCCCCCGGCGUCAUUCAGCAUAAGCAGCCGGACUCUCUGGACGUCGGAGCGUUUCCUCGCCCUUCGAUACCGGUUGCUGAGCAGGAACACGUCGCGAGGAAUCUCGUUCGCAUCUAUUCCGCCAGCGGCAAGACCUACCACCGAUACGACGCGAGUGUUGCGCUCAACCGAUGGCGAAAGCUCGUCUGCAAUACCUGUCUGGAUCCCAUCUCCACCUUGGCUGGCCUGGACACCGGGACGCUACAGCUCGAUCACCGGAGUAUGGAGACUCUGGUGAAGCCAGACAUGCUCGAGGUCAGCCAGGUGGCUGCGACCUUAGGCCAUCACUUUCCGGGCAAUAUCAUCGACACGAUGAUCGCCAGCAAUUAUGUGGAGCGCCGAAUCUCGCUGGGUAUGUUGCUGGAAUUGCGCAAGGGCAAUUCCAUCGAGCACGAAAACCUUCCAGGCGAAGUGGUGCGCGAAGCCAACUAUACACUGUCUGCUCCACGUUGCCCGUGA
Molecule: messenger RNA, 540 nt
Organism: Aspergillus melleus
Lineage: Eukaryota; Fungi; Ascomycota; Eurotiomycetes; Eurotiales; Aspergillaceae
Exons: 3
Coding region: 1-540 (179 amino acids)
Cellular component (GO): cytoplasm
Molecular function (GO): oxidoreductase activity
Source: RefSeq, a predicted model, not a curated record